This is a messenger RNA of Tripterygium wilfordii, 1143 nucleotides long. Its product is annotated as WASH complex subunit 1-like. The transcript is spliced from 2 exons. Lineage: Eukaryota; Viridiplantae; Streptophyta; Magnoliopsida; Celastrales; Celastraceae. Bases 1 to 1032 code for a protein of 343 amino acids. The record is from RefSeq and is a predicted model, not a curated record.
AUGGCUGAUCAAUGUGGCAGUAGUGGUGGCAGUGUAGUGAGGGACUACAGGAAAGGGAACUGGACAGUGAGUGAAACAAUGGUGUUAAUAGAGGCAAAGAAGAUGGACGAUGAGAGACGAAUGAAGAGAAGUGGAGAGAGUAGUCAAGCAGAGAGAUCAAGCAAGCCAACAGAGUUGAGAUGGAAGUGGGUUGAGGAUUAUUGUUGCAGGAAAGGGUGUUUGAGGAGCCAAAACCAAUGCAAUGACAAGUGGGACAAUCUCAUGAGGGCUUAUAAGAAAGUGAGAGAUUAUGAGAGAAGAAUAGCUCAAAGAUCAGGAGGAGAUGGAAAUAGUACUGUUAGUGUUGAAGAGUCUUAUUGGAAACUUGAGAAGAAUGAGAGGAAAGAAAAGAACUUGCCUAGCAAUAUGUUGCCUCAGAUAUAUCAGGCUUUGGUGGAGGUGGUGGAGAAGAAAGGUGGUGGUGGUGGGUCAUCAGCUUCUAAUCCCAACAUUUGUUAUGUUGUUCAACCCUCAUUGCCUCCUCUAUUGCAACCUCAUCAAGUCUCAUGUUCAAUUCCAUUGUUACCCAUACCACCUCCACCUCCUCCACCACCACCACCACCACCACAACAACCACCAAUAGCACAACCAGCUGCUCCUCUCACUUAUCAUCCUCAUCAAUCAUUGCCCACAGUAGAAUCUGAUACAAGUGAGUAUUCAGACUCACCAGCAAAGAGAAGGAGAAGAGGAAGAGGAGAGGGAGAGGGAGGAACAAGUGGGACAUCAAAUACAAGCUCAUCAAGUCAUGAAGUGGGAAGUGCAAUCUCCAAAAGUGCUUCCAUAAUAGCAGAAGCAAUUGAGGCUUGUGAUGAGAGACAAGAAAGAAGACAGAGAGAUCUCCUUAGUCUCCAUGAGAGAAGACUCGAGAUUGAAGAAUCCAAGAAUGAGAUCAACAGGCAAGGCAUGAAUAGCUUAGUUGAUGCCAUUAACAAGCUUGCUAAUUCCAUCCUUGCUUUGGCUUCCCAUAGCAAGAACCAAUCAUCUUCAAAAUGAUCAUAAUAUCCAACAUAGACCAAUUAGAAACUCUCCAUUAAUAAUUAAUCCCAUCUGGGCUGCACAUAAUUGUCCAUUUUGGACUUCAAUUCUUAUGAUCAGGACUCAGGA